Molecule: messenger RNA, 837 nt
Organism: Colletotrichum truncatum
Lineage: Eukaryota; Fungi; Ascomycota; Sordariomycetes; Glomerellales; Glomerellaceae
Product: actin cytoskeleton protein vip1
Cellular component (GO): nucleoplasm
Molecular function (GO): RNA binding
Source: RefSeq, a predicted model, not a curated record
AUGUCCAACACCACUGUUCACGUCAAGAACAUCGCUGCGGCGACCGACGACAAGGAGAUUAGAGACUUCUUUAGCUUUUGCGGCAAGAUCACAAACAUUGAGGUCACCUCGGCCGGUGAGACCAAGAAUGCCGAUGUUACUUUCGAGAAGGAGACAGCUGCCAAGACGGCCCUCUUGCUGAACAACACUCAGCUCGGCACUUCUCACAUCACGGUUACCAGCGCCAGCGGCGACUCCAACGACGACGGCUCCCACUUCAAGGAGAAUGCAAACCGCGAUACCGAUGAGAUUACCCAGGAGGAGAAGCCUCGCUCUCGUAUUCUGGCCGAAUACCUCGCCCAGGGUUACGUUGUUGGUGACGCUGCCCUGCAGCGCGCCAUCGAGCUCGACAGCCAGCAUGGCGUCUCCAGCCGUUUCUUCGGCACCCUUCAGAACCUUGACCAGAAGUACCAUGCUACCGACCGCGCCAAGGCCACUGACCAGUCUUACGGCAUUACUGCCAAGGCCCAAGGCAUCUUUGGCGGUCUGAGCUCGUACUUUGAGAAGGCCACCAGCUCCCCCACUGGCAAGCGUAUUGUUGGCUUCUACCAGGACGGCCAGAGACAAGUGCAGGACAUCCACGCCGAGGCUCGCCGCCUGGCAGACCUGAAGAAGGAGCAGCACGGCGGCAGUGCCUACAAGGCUUCUGGCCUCGAGAGAUUCUUGGGCAAGGAGAAGGAGAAGACCGUUCCCCCUACCACCGGCGAAACCACCGGAACCACCGCUCCUACCCAGCCUGACGACACAACCUCUGUUCCUCUGUCCAAGCCUGCUGCUGCGGACGAGAAGACUGCGUAA